Messenger RNA from Prunus mume (Japanese apricot), 1384 nucleotides. Lineage: Eukaryota; Viridiplantae; Streptophyta; Magnoliopsida; Rosales; Rosaceae. The record is from RefSeq and is a predicted model, not a curated record.
GAUUUGAUUUCAUUGCCCCUUCUGCAGUAAACGGUAGAAUAGAAGGUUUCAAAACUCAGGCAGUUGUAUUCAACCUCCAUCAUCAGCGUCAUCCUCAUCAUCAUCAGCCCCAAAGCUAGAGAGAGUGAGAGAUGGCAAGUGUAGCUGCGCUAAGAGCCUUGAGGAAACGAAUCAGUCCUUCCUUCACGUCACGAAUUAUCGCUUUCACCUCCAAUUCUCGAUCCAUUAGCACACUGGUGUUAGCUGAACACGAAGGUGGUGCUAUCAAGCCCCAAUCAGUGAGCGCGGUAAAGGCUGCAAAAUCUUUAAGCAACGACAAUCCUAUUUCAUUGCUAUUGGCAGGCUCCGGCUCUGCCCUUCACGAAGCCGCAGCAAAUGCCGCUUCAUGUGACCCUUCAGUUUCUGAGGUUCUUGUCGCUGAUUCUGAUGAAUUUAGUCAUCCUCUAGCAGAGCCUUGGAAGGGCGGGUACUCACAUGUAAUCACUGCUUCAGGUUCGUUUGGCAAGAACAUACUGCCAAGGGCAGCUGCCCUUUUAGAUGUUUCUCCGAUCACGGAUGUGAUUGAAAUUUCAGACCCUCAUCUAUUCGUCAGGCCAAUAUAUGCUGGUAAUGCACUUUGUACUGUUCGAUACACCGGUGCUGGACCUUGCUUGUUGACAGUUAGAUCAACAUCCUUUCCAGUGCCCUCCAUCUUAGCCAAUUCAAAAUCAAAUGAAGCUCCUAUCACCCAGGUUGAUCUCUCCACCUUUGGUGAAGAUUCUGUUGGUAAAUCUCGAUAUGUAAAACACACAUCACAGGAUACAGAACGCCCUGAUCUUGGGAAUGCUCGUGUUGUGGUUACUGGGGGCCGUGCAUUGAAAAGUGCUGAAAACUUCAAAAUGAUAGAAAAACUUGCUGAGAAACUUGCUGCAGCUGUUGGAGCUACCCGUGCUGCUGUUGAUGCAGGAUAUGUUCCUAAUGACCUUCAGGUUGGCCAAACUGGAAAGAUAGUUGCCCCAGAGUUGUACAUGGCUUUUGGUGUUUCUGGAGCCAUUCAACACUUAGCAGGCAUGAGAGAUUCCAAGGUCAUUGUUGCUGUGAACAAAGAUGCAGAGGCCCCCAUAUUCCAGGUUGCUGACUAUGGACUUGUAGGCGAUAUCUUUGAAGUGAUACCAGAGUUGCUAGAGAAGCUUCCUGAGACAAAAUAAGCUCAUAACCUGAACAGUUUACGCAUCCAAAAAUGUGCUGCUAGAUAGUUGAACAUCUUUGUACAUCAGAAAUUCCAUAUUUAAUAAUAGUAACAAUAUCAGAACCUGGUACUGGAAUUUUAAUAAUACCAUCAUAAUUCUUCUGGUGAAUAUGCCUUCCCUCAAAUAAAAUCGUGAAGGAAUUGUGUUAUAUCGAA